AUGUCCAGUUUCACUACUUCUAGUAGAGGCCCCUGUAACAGAUUCAGAGGAUCAAUGGCUUCUUCAUUGAUAUUGCUUCUGCUUACUCUGAUCUUUUUGUCAUCAAUUCCACAAAAAUCUGAUGGGCAAUUUGAGGACUGGUGCAUAGCUGAUGAGCAGACCCCGGAUGAAGAGCUCCAGAAGGCCCUUGAUUGGGCUUGUGGCAAUGGUGCAGAUUGUAGUAAGAUACAAAUAAACAAACCAUGCUACCUUCCAAACACAGUGAAGGACCAUGCCUCUUAUGCAUUCAACAGCUACUAUCAGAAGCUGAAGCACAAAGGAGCAAGUUGCUAUUUCAAUUCUGCUGCCAUUAUAACUGCUCUUGACCCAAGCCAUAAUUCGUGCAAGUUUGAGUUUCUUCGCUGA
Molecule: messenger RNA, 405 nt
Organism: Ilex paraguariensis (yerba mate)
Lineage: Eukaryota; Viridiplantae; Streptophyta; Magnoliopsida; Aquifoliales; Aquifoliaceae
Source: the annotation of a GenBank genome assembly